Molecule: messenger RNA, 1050 nt
Organism: Priapulus caudatus
Lineage: Eukaryota; Metazoa; Priapulida; Priapulimorpha; Priapulimorphida; Priapulidae
Product: 5'-nucleotidase domain-containing protein 1-like
Exons: 8
Coding region: 125-889 (254 amino acids)
Molecular function (GO): 5'-nucleotidase activity
Source: RefSeq, a predicted model, not a curated record
AUUUCCAAACACGUUGGUGGUGACGUUUGGCGUACUGAUAGAUGUUCUAGAUGAGGAGCAAACGGCCGGGCAUAUUGAUGACUACAGUGAAGCUUACAGGAAGGCAGCGGAACCUUUUCGGCACAUGUACUUUCCUGACAACUUUUCAGAGAUGAAGGGCUCAUAUUUUCCGAGCAUGGUUAACAGAACAGAGGACUACACCUUUGAAGCAAGCCAACGUCUCCGACAGUGGCUGCAAGAGAUGAGAGCGGCUGGUAAGAUAACGUUCCUGCUCACCAGCUCUCAUAUCGACUAUGGUUCUAUGCUGCUGAAGAGAAUCCUGGGGAAAGACUGGAAGCUCUACUUUGACGUCAGUUUCUUUCGCGCGAGAAAGCCAUUGUUCUUCACCGACGAGGAUACCGCGUUCCACAGUAUCACCGAUGAAUUAAAGGAAGGUCCCAGCGUGGACAGUCUAAAAAUGCACGGUUGCUACCUGAAUGGAAACUGGAAUCUGUUUAGGUCUUUUCUUAAGCAUGAGUCAGGGAUGGCUGAUCCCAAGGUGUUGUACUUUGGCGACAGUCUCCCGUCAGACAUCGUCGCUUCAAGGCAGUUCUCCGACUGGACGACUGUGGCCAUCGUUGAGGAGCUCGAGACUGAGGAGCUAGACACAAUUGAGAGGCACAUAUCUCAGGAGGACAGGAACCUUCUUUCUUCCAAGCAAUGGGGCUCCUUUUUUUAUGACAACUGUCCAAUCAGCGGCCAAGUAACAAACACGUUCUGGCAUCAGGUUCUACGAGACAAUACUCCUCUGGUCAUUCCUCAUAUGGAUACACUAACAGCACUACCCUUAGACAGAGCGUACAAUAGCUGCAUAUUCUUUCCAAAACCAGCCUUCAAGGAUCUCCCCUGAUGGCAAGCUGAGACAACGUAUGUAGAUAGCAGCCAAUUAGAGGCAGACACACGAUGGACGUAAAACACGCGACGAAUUACUGUAGCCAGGGCCGUACGCAGCAGGGGGGCAGCAGGGGCAGUUGCCCCCCCCCCUAGAGAUUUUCAGAGUAUGCUUUUUAA